Cucumis sativus (cucumber) is the source of this 1053-nucleotide messenger RNA. Its product is annotated as rho GTPase-activating protein gacV. Lineage: Eukaryota; Viridiplantae; Streptophyta; Magnoliopsida; Cucurbitales; Cucurbitaceae. The record is from RefSeq and is a predicted model, not a curated record. Bases 1 to 1053 code for a protein of 350 amino acids. The transcript has a single exon.
AUGACAGCUACAGAGAGAGAAGAAGAAGGCAAUUCAUCCACCACGAAUAUUGUAGAAAUCAAGAACGAACUAGUUGAAUUUGAACCAGAACCAGAACAAGAAGAUAUUAACGGUCUGUUGAACCUAGCGUCGAAGGAUGCCUAUUUCUAUGAUGGUCAACCUCAAAUAGAGAUUGAGAAGGAGGAAGAUGCCGAAGAAUCUGAGAGGUCAACGAAACGAAUAAGAACCGCAGAACCCGACGAAGAAGAAUCAUCGUCGAUAAAGAAUGCCUCGAAUUUGGAUGUAAAUCAACUUGAAUUGGGAAUCGAUCCUCUUGAAGUAAUGGAGGAAAUCAUAUUGAAAUACCACGACCUCAUUAACGAAAUAUAUCAAAUGUUGAAAGAUGAACAGAAAGAUGAACAGAAAGAUAAACAGAAAGAUGAACAGAAAGAUGAACAGAAAGAUGAACAGAAAGAUGAACAGAAAGAUGAACAGCAAGAUGAACAGAAAGAUGAACAGAAAGAUGAGCAGGAAGAUGAGCAGGAAGAUGAACAGACAGAUGAACAUAAGAAAGUAAAAAUCCAAUGGCAGAAAUGGCGAGAUAUUCUUGACAAAGGAAAUCUGAUGGUUGAGGAUCUGAAUGGAAGUUUGAAAACGGUGGAAAUAGAAAUGGAAUGGAUGAAAUCCGUAGAUGAAUUACAUAGAGAAUAUUCUAUAAGAAAAACCCAUGUUCCUGAUCUACUAGCUUUACUUCGAGACAUAAAUGAGCGUAUAGAAUCAUCACCUAAUUUCAAAGUUGUUUCAGACAUGAAGAAAAGGGAUGGAGUGUUAAAAAUGUGUUUAGAUGAACUUGAGACAUCCCAGGAAGAAUUGGCUGAAAUGGUUGAAGUAAUCCAAGAACUGAAGGAAUUACAUUUACAAGAUGAUGAAGAUGAUGAAGCUGUAGCAGGUAGAAUACUGGAAGAAAUAGGAGUUGAAGAGGUUGAAAAAUUUAAUGCAGAAUUUGAUGAAGUGCUAAAAGAAAUGGAUGAACUUGAUGAUGUGCUAAAAGAAAUGGGGUAUAGAACCUGCUGA